Molecule: messenger RNA, 1110 nt
Organism: Rotaria sp. Silwood2
Lineage: Eukaryota; Metazoa; Rotifera; Eurotatoria; Philodinida; Philodinidae
Source: the annotation of a GenBank genome assembly
AUGGCCUCGACAAAUUUUCAUCGAUGUCCAUUUCAUCAGUAUGGCUGUAAGGAUCCAUUUUCACAAGAUCAAAUAAAAGAGCACUAUUUAAGUCAGGCACAUUUUAAAAGUAUGAUUAACUUAAUCUGCUCCAAGCGAAUUAAAUAUGAAGACGCUCUAAUUGAUCUUGCAAUCAAUCCAUUCCAGGGUGAUAUACUUUUAUCUUCAGGAAACACUGAGUUAAAUAAUUAUUUACAAUUAAUUGAACGACUGACUAAUGUUGUAGCUGAAUCUGUUACAUCUUCAAACUUAACAAAUGUCACUUCAAAUGCUGAAUCAUACAUAGAUCAAACAUUUAAUCCAAUUCAAUCUCGUGCAAGAGAUUUAAUCAUAGAGACUGACAAAAGUCCAAAUUGUACUUCCACCAUGGAGUCACAUCAAAGACUAGAUGAAUUGAAUAAUAUGAUGAUGAAUCAAAUUUUCAGUCGUAUCGAAUCGUCAUCUAACGUCGAUGAAGUAAAUCAGCAUAGAGAACAAAAUGAACAACAACAAACCUCAUCAAUUAACAAUGAACACAACACUAUACAAUUUAAUGGGUUUUUAAAUGACAUGUUUCAAAUUGAAUUAGAAAACACACCUGUCUCAACGGAUGGUAAUCUUGUCCUACGUAUUGAUAAUGUGUUUACAGAAGCCGAAGAUCUGACUAUUGAACGACAAUUAUGUAUUAAUUCAAAGCAAUUCCAAGCAUUUGCAGGUGGUCAACGGCUCUUUGCUCGGGUUCACCUCAAUGGCAAAAUCAACACUAAAUUUAUAUCAUUUCAUAUGCAUCUGAAUUUUCCAGUUCGUGAUACUUUUAUUGGUCAUAUUAAAUUUAUAUUGGUUGAUCAAAGUGAUAAUUAUCCAUUAAAACAUAUUAUAAAAUACUGCUCAGCAAAAAUGUAUAAUGUCAAUGACUGUAUUGGAUUUGAUGAUUUUAUUGAUAAAACUCACCUUCGUCAAGAAUCACAUCGAUAUAUUCCUAAUAAUGCAGCUUAUUUCAUUGUUUGUGUUGAACAACCAAAUGAAGAAAAAUUGAUUCAUUAUCCAACCAAUGUUCGGGAUGCUAUAUGUCAAAGUUAUUUGACAUGUUAA